This is a messenger RNA of Poeciliopsis prolifica (blackstripe livebearer), 578 nucleotides long. RefSeq names its product acyl-CoA-binding protein-like. Gene Ontology annotation, biological process: fatty acid metabolic process. Gene Ontology annotation, molecular function: fatty-acyl-CoA binding. Bases 113 to 373 code for a protein of 86 amino acids. The record is from RefSeq and is a predicted model, not a curated record. The transcript has 4 exons. Lineage: Eukaryota; Metazoa; Chordata; Actinopteri; Cyprinodontiformes; Poeciliidae.
AAAUCCCUCCCCACACUGCAGCUUAUUUCCCGCGUGACAAGCCUGCAGGACGAGUUGAGCAAGACUUGCAGUCGGAAGUUUCAGCAGCAGCAAAGCCUUACACCCUGCCACCAUGUCUGAAGCAUUUGAAAAAGCAGCAGAGGAGGUGAAAGUCCUGAGACAAAGACCAGAUAAUGGAGAAAUGAGUUCAAUUUAUGGUUUGUAUAAACAAGCCACUAUUGGAGACGUGAACAUGGAACGACCAGGGAUGCUCGAUUUUGCAGGAAAAGCAAAAUGGGAUGCAUGGAACGCAAAGAAAGGUUUAUCCAAAGAAGAAGCAAUGGUGGCUUAUGUGGAGUUGGUGGAAAAGUUAAAAGAGAAAUAUGGAAUGUAGAGUCUUUAAGAAACACAUCAAUAAAGAAAUACACAAGAAAAACUAAAUGUCUUUUUUUGUUUUUGAAAUAAAACCUUUUUUCCCUCAGUUUUGUAGUUUUAGAGUCUGCUACCUCAACUGUCAAGUAAAACAUAAAUUUACCACUGGCAAACUUUUUUUCUUCCACCCAAUUUUCCAUUUAUAUACUCUGAAUAGCCAGUUUCAU